UUAGCCUGACAUAGCAGAUUCUAUGCCACAAAGAUGUCUUCGUUCGAGUUAACCUCGCGCAAUUCCGAAGAAGAAGACUUGUCUGACUACGAUGAAGCUUUAGAUGAAGUAAACCAGCGCAUCAAAGAAGCUUUCGAUAUCUUGAAGCGUGAGACGAGAAAAGUUCGCAAGGAAAAGCGAUCGCUCGACAAGGUCGCAAAGAAGCUGGAGCACGUCCAUUUUUCGACGAUGGUGCAACUUAACGUCGGUGGUCACCAAUUUUCAACCAGUGUGGCAACACUGAAUAGAGAUCCAGGUUCUAUGUUACAUGCCAUGUUUUCUGGGAGAUUUGACACAAAGCCCAGUGAGGAUGGAUCAUACUUCAUUGAUCGAGAUGGAACCCACUUCCGCUACAUCCUGAACUAUCUUCGUAGUGGGCAGCUUGUUGUGCCUGAAGACAAGAUUGUUCGUAAGGAGCUGCUCAAUGAAGCAGAAUUUUAUCAAGUUCAAGGAAUAAUUGAUGAGCUUAAAGCAAGACCUUUCAAGGACUCCUUGAUCUUGUCAUCAGUUCAACGGCAAACCUUGGUGGACUGGUUGAAGGAUACAAUGACAAAUGCUAGCAAUGAUUACAUCUUGCUGUACAGAGCCUCCCGCAAUGGGUGGAAUUCAUCUAACUUUCACUCAUGUUGUGAUAAUAAGGGACCAACAGUUACAGUGGCAAAGCAUGGAAAUUAUGUAUUUG
Molecule: messenger RNA, 721 nt
Organism: Stylophora pistillata
Lineage: Eukaryota; Metazoa; Cnidaria; Anthozoa; Scleractinia; Pocilloporidae
Biological process (GO): protein homooligomerization
Molecular function (GO): protein binding
Source: RefSeq, a predicted model, not a curated record